UAACACAGUUUGAUCAGUCUUAUCAUUUUGAUCAGUCUUAUAGUGGUCAGACUCGCUUUGGGCUUUAAAGCAAGAUGCUACGAUUUAUCGUCCUCGUCUCCCUGCUGGUAUCCUCAGCGUGCGCUCUUCAGUGGGAAAUCUACAGAGAAGACUCGACUGGAAAUGAAGAAAGUUCUGGUGAAGUCAUGGUUAAAAUGAACCAAGGGCUUCCUGGAGUAUGCUGGGCUUGUAAGUGGGCUAUGAGGAGGGUGAAGAAUAAGAUCUCCAAUGGCGUAACCCAGGAUGACAUUAAAAGGCAGCUAGCAAGCGUCUGUGAUCAGAUUGGGUUCCUAAAAUCUGUGUGUAGGGGCUUGGUGAGCAAGUACACGGGCGUUCUGAUCGAAGAAAUUUCAACGUCAGACAACCCAGCAACCAUCUGUAAAAACAUUGGCGUUUGCAAGAAGAGAGCUUUCUAAUGUUUUAAACUCUCAGAGGUGGUUUCCCAGACAUGGAUUAGACUAAUCCUAGAUUAUAAUACAUGUAAGAGCUUUCCAAACACUGGAAUAUCUUAAAAUACAUCAGUGCCCUAAUUUCAAAUUUAAUUUCCUAAUUAAAACGAGGCCUAGUCCUGGUUUAAGAUAAUCCCUGUCCGGAAAUCCAUCCCUCAGUGUUGAAAAUAUGGAUUCCCCAAUAAAGUGU
Messenger RNA from Paramisgurnus dabryanus, 678 nucleotides. RefSeq names its product saposin-C-like. Gene Ontology annotation, biological process: lipid metabolic process; defense response to bacterium. NCBI's taxonomy places the organism in Eukaryota, Metazoa, Chordata, Actinopteri, Cypriniformes, Cobitidae. The record is from RefSeq and is a predicted model, not a curated record.